CCUUCCCCCUUGGAACCACCAACGCAUGCGAACGCCCCCGCGCGCGCGCGCCCCUCCCUCCCCACCAUUCCUUCUCGCCGCUCCCUCCGCAACCCACCCACCCUUCCUCCUCCCUUCCCCGGUUGCAGGCGCGGCGUCGAUGCGAUCCUGCCGCGGCAUCGCAUCCGCUGCGUAGCUCGGCGGCCGGGGGGUGGCGCGACUUCUUCCUCUUUCUCUUUUGCUUUCCUGGCUUAGCUCCGAUCCUGCGCUGAUUCGAUCAUCCUCCGGUAGAUUUCGGUGGCUUUUUUUUUUGCCUGGUGUUUCUGCUCGACCAUGCUGGCAGGUUCUUCAUCUAAGAGGGUGAUGCUGCUUCAGCAAUUGGCAGCUAGCUAACUCUUUAGACCAAAAGAAGAAUUCUGUGGUUAUAUGCAACAGAGAAGCGCAUUCUUGCUUUGAUAUUCGCCGUUUUACCGGGUCGGCAGCGAUCAGGGUGUGGUGACCAUGGAGCAAGUGGUCGGAGGGAAGUAUAAGCUCGGGAGGAAGAUUGGGAGUGGGUCAUUUGGGGAGCUAUAUCUCGGUGUUAAUAUACAUAAUGGGGAGGAAGUGGGAAUAAAGCUGGAAUCUGUGAGAUCAAAACAUCCACAGCUGCAUUACGAAUCCAAAGUUUAUAUGCAAAUGCAAGGCGGAAAUGGUAUCCCACAUAUGAAGUGGUACGGUGUCGCUGGGGAGCACAAUGUUAUGGUGAUUGAUCUUCUUGGCCCAAGUUUGGAGGACUUGUUCAACAGCUGCAACAGGAAAUUCUCUCUCAAAACCGUCCUUAUGCUUGCUGAUCAAAUAAUAAACCGAGUGGAAUACAUGCAUUCCAAGGGAUUUAUUCACCGUGAUAUCAAGCCAGACAAUUUCCUUAUCGGCUUAGGCCGGAAAGCGAACCAGGUGUACAUAAUUGAUUAUGGGCUUGCUAAGAAAUACAAGGAUCUCCAGACCCAUAAACACAUUCCCUACAGGGAGAACAAGAAUCUGACAGGAACGGCACGUUAUGCUAGUGUGAAUACUCAUCUUGGAAUAGAGCAAAGCAGGAGAGAUGAUCUGGAGUCUGUUGGCUAUCUUCUCCUAUAUUUUUUAAGAGGAAGUCUUCCAUGGCAGGGUCUUAAAGCUGGUACAAAGAAACAAAAAUAUGACAGAAUCAGUGAAAAGAAAAUGCUCACCCCAGCAGAGGUUCUGUGCAAAUCUUAUCCAUCAGAGUUCACCUCAUAUUUCCACUACUGUCGUUCCCUGCGAUUCGAAGAUAAACCAGAUUACUCUUAUUUGAAGAAACUCUUUCGGGAUGUAUUUACUCGUGAAGGAUACCAACUUGAUUACAUAUUUGACUGGACUACAAGCAAAAAUCCUCAGAUGGGUUCUACCAAUAAGCUUAUUCAACAACAAAGUGGAAGAAUGAUUGGAAUUGGACCCUCUGUUGACCGACCAGACAAAACUUCAGUGGGACAAGAGAUCCGGGAUAGAUUUACCGGUGCUGUUGAGGCCUUCGCCAGAAGAAACCCGGGUUCCGGUCGCCUCGGAGACAAUUCCAGGCACAAAAGCCUCGCGGAUUCCUUUGGUUCAUCUACAGAAGCUGUUGUUGAUUCGGAGAGAACACGAACCAUAUCCAGGAACAGGAGCUCGGCGAAGAUGCCCACCGCCGCCGCCGCCGCCACCCCGUCUAGCCGGGGGACAUCCUCGAAAGGCGACGGCGGCGAGCAGAACCGGGCCGGCCGGUGGGUGUCGAGCGGCAGCGGCAGCAACCGCCCGUCCCCCGCCGCCGCCCAGCGGCACCACCACCACCACCACCACUCGGCCGCCGCGGACGACAGGUCGCCGCCGGCAGCGAAGGGGGGCACCGCUAUCCGGUGCUUCGAGCGCCUCUCGAUCGGCGGCGAGAGGAGGAAGUGAAGUGAGCCUCCGCCGCCCACCGCCGCCUCGCGGGAUUGUUCGAUGUUACUCGCAUGAAAACGCCGCGCGUCUCACUCACCGCUGAACCUUUCGUCUUCCCUGAGAUUUUUUCCAUUUCCAUGUGUGUGCUAUGAACACCGUGUGCAUGUGCAUCGCCGCCGGCGGCCGGCGGGGAGGGGAUGGGCGGCGCCGCCGCCGCCGCCGCCGCCGCUCCGGGGUUUGGGGCGGCGCUCGUGAGCCGUUGGAUCGGCGGUGUGCGGCCCGGAUCAAGUGUUGGUCACUUUUACGGGUGGGCCCUCGUAGUAUAUCGUAUUAUCGUUUGAGCCCGUUGGGAGAUGGAUUUUUAGGUGAGUACUGUAUAUAGUCGAACUCAACCAUGCCAAAUACUAAAAAUGAAAGAUUUUGGGAAUGUCAACAAAAUUAGCACCAAUUUGGUUAAUUGGUUUGGAACA
Molecule: messenger RNA, 2360 nt
Organism: Oryza sativa Japonica Group (Japanese rice)
Lineage: Eukaryota; Viridiplantae; Streptophyta; Magnoliopsida; Poales; Poaceae
Biological process (GO): endocytosis; signal transduction; peptidyl-serine phosphorylation
Cellular component (GO): nucleus; cytoplasm
Molecular function (GO): ATP binding; protein serine/threonine kinase activity
Source: RefSeq, a predicted model, not a curated record